GCCGCCAGAUCCGACUUGUCUUGUUGUUGCGAACCGCUCGUCACCACGGUGACGUGAAAUGUCGCAGUCCGCCGGGAUCGCGGCGCGCGCGGUCACGCUUGCGUCGGGGUUCCGCCGCCGCCGAAUACGGAGUGACGGAAAAUGACAGAUUAGUCACAUCCUCUUCAGGGGCUCGGUCAGGGUUACUUCAGGUCAUUCGGAGCCAGUUCGCGUCCUUCACUCCCCUCUUCCGUCCGUCCGUCUCGCGCCAUCUUAUCUUUUUUCAUUCUGUCAACUAUCCCUCUUUCUUUCCAUCCAUCCCGUCUAUCUCUAUCUUUCGCUCUUUUCUAUGCAUCUCCAGUCGCUCUGUCUUUCCGUCCAUCGAUCGAGCCGCGAGAGGAGGCGUGUCGGUCCUAAUCCCGGCCGUAUAAGAGCGUCCCCGUCAGCGUGAUCGCGUCUCGUCGUCCGCCGUCUUCUCGUCCGGCCGUCCUUCACGCAAGCGGAGCCGCGUACAAGUGUGGGCACACGCACUCGCCAGGGUGGUGGAGAUGAAUCUGGAGGCGCCCAAAGCUGAGAUCAAGUCGGCCACGCGGGUGAGCGGGGGCCCCGCCACCCCGCGCAAGGGCCCCCCCAAGUUCAAGCAGAGGCAGACGCGCCAGUUCAAGAGCAAGCCCCCCAAGAAGGGAGUGCAGGGGUUCGGUGACGAUAUCCCGGGAAUGGAAGGAUUAGGAACCGACAUCACUGUGAUUUGCCCGUGGGAGGCCUUCAACCAUCUGGAGCUGCACGAGCUGGCCCAGUACGGAAUCAUCUGAGCCCGCCCGGGCCGUCGACACUCAACUGGAACAUACCCACACACACAAAAAAAAAUGUCCAAAAAUAAAUAGAACAAGAGAUUGUUAUAUAUAUAUAUAUAUAUAUAUAUAUAUAUAUAUAUAUAUAUAUAUAUAUAUAUAUAUUUUUUUUUUUCUAUCUUGAUCUUGUGACACAGCAUCUGCUCGUGUUUAGGGUGUGAUCUUUUGCGUGGUUGCCAUUUGUCUGCCAGCAUGCUUUUCUUCCCCGUGCGACGGCCGCCAUGUCCGCCGCGGGGGAGAGAAAGGAAAUCCAAAUGUACGGUAUUUGUUAGUGUGUAUGGCAGGCGUGGCUAAGCAUGAGAGUCCUGUAAUAUGUGUUACUCAAAUACUGUAGGUUCAUAAAAGUCUAUCUGUAGUCUUUAUUUUUUUUAUUCAUUCAUUUCUCUCACUGUAAUAGUUAAAUGAAUUAUAAUAAAAAUGUGUAAAAAACAAUUUUACAUUUACAUUUUUAAAAUCUAAUUGUAGAAAUCAACAGUUUUGUAAAAAAAAAUAUAUACUGUAUUAAAUGUUUAAUAAGUAAUUUUAACUAAUAAAUUGAAACAUGAUAAA
Messenger RNA from Phycodurus eques (leafy seadragon), 1379 nucleotides. RefSeq names its product phosphodiesterase 6G, cGMP-specific, rod, gamma, paralog b (gene pde6gb). The transcript has 4 exons. Gene Ontology annotation, biological process: visual perception; positive regulation of epidermal growth factor receptor signaling pathway; positive regulation of G protein-coupled receptor signaling pathway. The record is from RefSeq and is a predicted model, not a curated record. NCBI's taxonomy places the organism in Eukaryota, Metazoa, Chordata, Actinopteri, Syngnathiformes, Syngnathidae. Bases 528 to 791 code for a protein of 87 amino acids. Gene Ontology annotation, molecular function: 3',5'-cyclic-nucleotide phosphodiesterase activity; cGMP binding. Gene Ontology annotation, cellular component: photoreceptor outer segment membrane; mitochondrion.